Manis pentadactyla (Chinese pangolin) is the source of this 923-nucleotide messenger RNA. RefSeq names its product synaptonemal complex protein 3-like. Lineage: Eukaryota; Metazoa; Chordata; Mammalia; Pholidota; Manidae. Bases 178 to 654 code for a protein of 158 amino acids. The transcript has 4 exons. Gene Ontology annotation, cellular component: synaptonemal complex. Gene Ontology annotation, biological process: spermatid development; meiotic cell cycle. The record is from RefSeq and is a predicted model, not a curated record.
AUUAAGCAGGCUUUGCAUGCAAAGAGAAGAAAGUUUGAAAUUAUUGCUAAAGCUUCUAUCAAAGCCACUAACAAAAAAAUUGAACAAGUUUGGAAAAUACAGCAUGAAUGCAGGCAGAAUCUUCAUCUCAAAUAUGCUCAGCACUUACAGCCUUUCCUUCAGGAGUGGGAUACAGAUAUGCAGGAACUCCAGGAACAAGAAGAAAAACUAGCUAAUCUGUUUCAAGAGCAAUGGAAGCUUCUUCAACAAGCUGGAAUUGUUCAGAUCCAGAAACUGAAAAAAACUGUAAACAUACAUGAGCUAUUGUUGAAGAGUAUGGAGGACUUAGAGAAGGAUCAUGAGCAUCUUCUUGCUGUUGAACAAGAUGAAAUUAGAGAAGAAAUGGACAAGUUUAAAAACAAUAUUCUUAUGGAAAUUGUAAGUACUGUAUGUUUAAUAUUAAGAACUAAGGAAGGACGUGAGCCUUGGGGUAUUUUGUUUGCUGAAAUACAUAUAACAAUUACCAAAAUAAUGUGCAAAAGAGUUCGAGCUGGCAGUUGCACAAUUGUUUCUUCUGCCCCUGUAAAUGAGAUGACUUUGAAGAAAGAACUGGAACCUAGUUUAUAUGACACACAUAUACCAUCAGCUACACUGAAGUACAUUACAGUGGUUUAAAGGUUUCUAGUUGAAGUCAGCACAUCUUGUUUAUCGUAGCUUGUCUGUUAAGUUGCAAGACCCCCUUUCUGUGUAAAAAAAACUCAAAAAACCUGGACAGUAUAUGGGUAGCAGAACUCCCCAGUUAUAUGUAUCAAGCUUUCAGCUCUUUGUUAGUAGUGACUUUUUGUCCCUAACACUGUCAAUUAACUUUUAGUAAUUAUUUGACUAAAUUUUAGGCUUUGGCGCCAGCAAUUCUGUAUCAAUCCCUAAACGUAGAAAGCACAAGU